AUGUCGGUGAUCUUGAGGAAGGCGAAUUUGUUGACGCCAAUCUGCCCUUCUUGCUUGGAGUUGCUGGCUCUUCUAUCUGCUCGAAUUCCAGGUGGUUCAACAGCUGAAGACAGAGAAACGAAUAAGAAAGCGGGUACCAGUAAUUCACUAGAUGCAGAAGAUUCCAUAGAAAUGCCGAUAAUUACACCUCUAAAAGAGCUCAACAUUGAUACGGAUUUGUCCAUUUCUCGUGCUUGUAUUGAACUUAUGCCUUUGUGCAAACGUCUUAUGGAACUCGGCUCGGAUCUGGUAUUCUCAUGUGCUGACCUUGUUUCGGGUAUGGUGAGUACCCUUGACGAAGAAUGGCGACGGCGUCAGCUUAUUGGUCAGAUUAUGAUAGAAGAGAUCAUUAUUAUGGCACGUUCUGUAAUGAACGGACCAUCGGAACAUGCCGUUCGUGUACUUGCAACAAGAAUCCAUUUUGCAUGUCUUCUUUUUGAUCAUGUUGCAGACGAAUAUCUGGAGGCCAUUGGCACACAUCCUAUGGUGUCGACAAUGCUUUUACUGCUGGGUUUUGUCUAUGACAAUUUCGAUGUUGAUUACAUGCAGAAUGGUUUGCUCUCCCCUGUUGUUUUAUGGCUCGAUCUUUAUGACAAGGGAAUGCGAGCUAUCAAAAGAAGAAAUAUUCUCAAGGCGGCCUCUCCCCAGCUAAAAUGGUCUUACCAUGCUGAGGAAGAACGCAUUGGAACGGGAAGAAGUCAUAAAAAGUGGCAGCCGUACUCACCAGUAAAUCAGCUGCAACUAAAUAAAGCUUUCUUUUCGGGAAAGACAAAUUGUGUACUCAAAAUACCAAGGAAGGAAAAAGAUUUUACCGUGGAUUUUUCGUUAAUGAGACAGAGAGAUGGGUUGGCUUGCAAUCAGGCUGUCUUUGCUGAACUUCCAGAUGGUGCCGAGAUUGACAUUGAAACUCUGAAGAAAUCGGAAAGGGAGUCUGUGUGGACCACAGCAGAAACAUCAAGGUUACUUGUGAUGGUAGUUAGUCUUCUUCAUAAGUCGCUGAUACACCAUACUGCUGCUCAUACGAUUCUUGCCUUUGUGGCGAGACUAACCAGGGACUCGAAUUGUGCUGUUAAUUUUAUCCAGCAAGGAGGAAUACCGGCGCUUCUAGGGCUGCGAUGUUCAACGACACCAUCUACAUCAGUCUUGAUAUCUUUGAUUAUCCGGCAGUGCAUUGAUGACGAGAAUAUGAUGGCUCAAGUGAGAUUUUUGUGUAAUUGGAGCAGCUGCAAGGCAUAGCU
This is a messenger RNA of Strongylus vulgaris, 1277 nucleotides long. NCBI's taxonomy places the organism in Eukaryota, Metazoa, Nematoda, Chromadorea, Rhabditida, Strongylidae. The record is from the annotation of a GenBank genome assembly.